Calidris pugnax (ruff) is the source of this 1180-nucleotide messenger RNA. RefSeq names its product melanocortin 1 receptor (alpha melanocyte stimulating hormone receptor) (gene MC1R). NCBI's taxonomy places the organism in Eukaryota, Metazoa, Chordata, Aves, Charadriiformes, Scolopacidae. The transcript has a single exon. The coding region runs from base 131 to 1075 and encodes 314 amino acids. The record is from RefSeq and is a predicted model, not a curated record. Gene Ontology annotation, cellular component: membrane. Gene Ontology annotation, molecular function: melanocyte-stimulating hormone receptor activity. Gene Ontology annotation, biological process: G protein-coupled receptor signaling pathway.
CAGCCUCGCCGUCAGGCACUGCAGGAGCGCUGGCGGGGUGGGCCAGGGGCUUGGAGUGUCUGCAGGCACUGCGGGGGGCCCCGGGGGCUCAGCCCCCAGCUAGGGGGGCCCUGGGGCUGAGGCAGGGGCCAUGUCGACGCUGGCCCCCCUGCGCCUGCUGCGUGAGCCCUGGAACGCCAGUGAGGGCAACCAGAGCAAUGCCACGGCCGGGGCCGGCAGCGCCUGGUGCCAGGGGCUCAACAUCCCCAACGAGCUCUUCCUCACGCUGGGGCUGGUGAGCCUGGUGGAGAACCUGCUGGUCGUGGCUGCCAUCCUGAAGAACAGGAACCUGCACUCGCCCACGUACUACUUCAUCUGCUGCCUGGCUGUCUCCGACAUGCUGGUGAGCGUCAGCAACCUGGUGGAGACACUCUUCAUGCUGCUGAUGGAGCACGGCGUGCUGGUGAUCCACGCCAGCAUCGUCCGCCACAUGGACAACGUCAUCGACAUGCUCAUCUGCAGCUCCAUCGUGUCCUCCCUCUCCUUCCUGGGGGUCAUCGCCGUGGACCGCUACAUCACCAUCUUCUACGCCCUGCGCUACCACAGCAUCAUGACGCUGCAACGGGCCGUGGUGACCAUGGCCAGCGUCUGGCUGGCCAGCACCGUCUCCAGUACCAUCUUCAUCACCUACUACCGCAACAACGCCAUCCUCCUCUGCCUCAUUGGCUUCUUCCUCUUCAUGCUGGUCCUCAUGCUGGUGCUCUACAUCCACAUGUUCGCCCUGGCCCGCCACCAUCUCUGCAGCAUCUCCAGCCAGCAGAAGCAGCCCACCAUCUACCGCAGCAGCAGCCUGAAGGGAGCCAUCACGCUCACCAUCCUCCUGGGCGUCUUCUUCAUCUGCUGGGGGCCCUUCUUCUUCCACCUCAUCCUCAUCGUCACCUGUCCCACCAACCCCUUCUGCACCUGCUUCUUCAGCUACUUCAACCUCUUCCUCAUCCUCAUCAUCUGCAACUCGGUGGUUGACCCCCUCAUCUAUGUCUUCCGGAGCCAGGAGCUCCGGCGGACGCUGCGGGAGGUGGUGCUGUGCUCCUGGUAGGCAGCAGGACACUGGGAAUGGCACAGCCACCCCCUCCAUGGGAUGGACGGAUGGACGGACAGACGGAUGGAUGGAUGGAUGGACAGACGGGACAUGCCGUGGGGC